AUUAUGUGUAGAUGAUUGGCUUGCUUUAUGACUUCCAGGAACCUUUUGGAAGUCAUGGCUUUCAUGCCUAGUUUUAUAAGCACAGUGAUAGUUGUUCAUGUUGAAAAACCGACACAAGUUAGAAGAACAAGGAUUAGAAUUACUAAGUUGUCAUGAUUAGCUAAUAGCAGUGUUCUUUCUGGUUUUACUUUGGCUGAUCAGCCAAUGCUUUAUUAGAACAAAAGGCUAAAACUAAGCAUGAAGUUUGAAUUAUAUGACAUUGGGAUCCACAGUAAAAGGAACAACAAAACAUGGAUGGAUGGAUGGAUAGAUAGAUGGACUGAAGCCAAAAACCAACACGUGAUACUUUGUGAUGAUUGUAAGCAAUCCAAGUUGAGCUCUCUGGAGGUUGUCAACAUUAUGGAGAUGAUGAUUUGCUUUAUGAUUUCCAGGAGCCUUUUGAAAGUUCUGGCUUUCAUGCCUGAAGGCAUUGAAUUCAAAGAUGCUGCACUCUUUUCUUGUGCCCUCGGUUUCAACGCAAUCAUUUACCUUUGGUCUCUGUAGCUUCCACCAGAAAGCGUGCCUGCAAGCAAGAGUCAUGAGUUUCCACCACCACCCUCGAUAUAUUAGCUCGAUGGACGCAGGCCGGGAGAAGGCCAAGGCAGCGAGAACUGCUUCUUCCUCUCACUCAGCUCAAGGGAAACAUGGGUGGGUCGAGCAACGUGAUGCCCGUCAUUAGCAAGAUCUACUGCUCCUCCUCGCCCACGACGCUGAUGGUGAGGAAGAGGCCUCACGUCAUCAAUGGAGGUGGCUUUGUGGUGAUGAACGCCAGCCAUGGUGCGGUUUUCGUGGUGGAAGGUUGCGGAAUCCUCGGAGUCAAGGGGGAGUUGGCGUUGAAGGACGGUGACGGAGGGCUGAUACUCUCCAUCAGCAAAAGGGGAGGAAUCGCCCAAGCUCUGAGCACCCGCCGCAGAUGGAGCGGGUACUUGACGGACUUCGAGGGAAGGAAGAAGUCGGUGUUCAGCUUGACCGAUCCCAAGUGCCCGAUGAGCAACGCCAUCAGGAUCCGUCUUGAAUCCAGCGGACGCAGCGGAGGCUGGGACUUCCAAGUUCACGGGUCCUUCGUCGACAGGACAUGCACCAUCGAGGAUUACAGCGGAGACAUCGUUGCGCAGCUCGGAGCGACGGACAUGGUCGGCGGCAAGGAGUUGUACCAGGUGACGGUGCAGGCGGGCUACGACCAAGCGUUCAUCGUUGGGGUGCUUGCCGUCCUCGACAACAUCCACGGGGAAUCCACUCGGUGCUGAUGAAGAUAACAUAAGCCUUUCCUCGUUACUGCUAAUUAGAGAUAGAUGAGAAGAAGCUUCUUGACAUGGUUGCAUGCAACAUCAUAAAACCAAUCAUGACUUACUCUUCUAGUCUUCAUUAUCUUUUAGUUUCUGUCUCCUUUAUAAAGAAUAUGACUAUAAAAAUCGUAA
Musa acuminata AAA Group (dessert banana) is the source of this 1457-nucleotide messenger RNA. Its product is annotated as protein LURP-one-related 6. The record is from RefSeq and is a predicted model, not a curated record. NCBI's taxonomy places the organism in Eukaryota, Viridiplantae, Streptophyta, Magnoliopsida, Zingiberales, Musaceae. The transcript has 3 exons. The coding region runs from base 684 to 1286 and encodes 200 amino acids.